AUGAUAAUUGAAACCAUCGAGGCCGCCGAUACUGCAAGCACAUUCCCGAUAGCAGCUGCCACAACAGCAGCUUCAUCAGCAGCUACUUCAGCAACUAACGCGGCAGCUAAUGUCGCAGCUGUAGGAGCCACAGCUAACACGUCAGCGACAGAUGUUUACGACGAUGAGAUCGAAGAAGAUGGCGGGGAAGAAAGUGAAAGUGAAACUGAGGAAAAAGUUGAAGAAAAAGAAACAAAAAGUGAAAUUGAAUUAGAAUUAGAAAGAUUAAUUGAAAAGCAGGUGGAACUGAAUAAAAAACUGAAAGGAUUCGAGAGAGGAAAAAGUGCAGUAGCAGCAGCUGUAGGAACAGCAAAACUUGGAGGAAAAGAAGAUGAAUUAGGCCAGGAGGAAGAGCUGGACUUUGAAACAAAAAGAUUGAUGGCUUUGGACAAAAGUGAUAUUAAAGAUUUGAAAGAACUGGUGCAAUCGAAUCAGAGGCUGAUGCAAAAACUAGAUGAAACUGCUACACUUCUUGAAAAGUUGAAGGUCUUGCAUCAGAUAAAGGAGGACCAAGAAAAGCUUUUGAAACUUCAAAUUAUUUUUAUGAAAUAUUUUGUUACGAAAUUCGAUUUGAUGAAAACUACGAAGGACGAGGCAUUCCUGGCCGUGCUGGAGCAAGAGGAGCAGCAGAGGAAGUUGCGCCAACAGGAGCGACAACAUCAACAAAACUUAUUUCUUCGACAACAACUUCUACAACAACGUCAAAAUCAACAACUACGUCAACAUCAUCAACAACAACAACAACUGAAUGAUGAAUUUCGCAUACAACACCGACGACAGGAACAGACCGGCGCACAGCAGCAACAACAACAACAACAACUACAGCAAGACGAACAGCAACAAAACCAACAACAACAACAACUGCGUACUUUACAACUACUGCAAGACCAGCAAAGACAACUUGAUGAACAAAAUAGAAACAUUCAACUGACAAACGAGCAGUUAAAUAGAAAUCUAGAAACGAAUGAGGAACUUUUGAAACGAAGGCAAGAAGCAGAGAAGCAGUUGGAAAUUGAAGCAAUUGAAAACGAACUGGCCAAACAGGCGGUCAUCAAGAGAAUCAUCGACAAGCAGCAGAAACGAAUCAUGGAACUCGAGGGAAAGACACGCGUCAGUGAGCAGCAGACAGAUGAAGAAGAAACCAAAAAAACUCUCAAGAGUAAAAUUGUUCGACGCCGUUUGGAGAAACGAUCUUCCGAGAAAGUGAGUUUCGAUAAAUUGGAAAGCGCGCUCAGUCACGCUGUUGAAUUGCUUGAAAAAUCUGAGAAAGAGUUGCUGGAGAAAAGAAAAAAAACACUGAAGUUACGGCAUCUGAAAGAGAAGAAACUGAGACAAGAAAAGAAAAAUUUGAUAAAACGAUUCAAGUUCUCAGAGAGUGAACUAGAAAAAAUGAAUGAGGCUAAAAGAUCGAAAAGAAAUUUAGAAAAUUUGCCGAAAGAUGAUUCAGUUGCUGAAAAUAUCGAUCGUAAUCUCAUUGAAGCCGAAGCUGAAUUAGAAAAUGUAAAAACAGAACUGGACAUUUUGGCCGAGAAAUUGAACUCUGAAACGUUGAAAUUAAUAAAUUCUGUAGACCAAGAGUUGGUUGAUCAGCCGCGAGUUGGCAGCAGUGUUCCAACUGUUAGCAAUUUUCCCGAACCCAUACAUUCAAGAAUCAUUGAAAUUGAUUCAAAUAAUGGCGACAAAUUAAUUUUAGAUGAAAAUUUUUUAGAGAGAGAGAAAAAAUUGAAACAGAAAGAACUGGAAAACAUAUUAGCUGAGCAGAAAAUUCAAAAAGAAAAGGAGAUACACGAUAUAUUACGAAAACAAAAAAUGAUGAUGCAGAAAGAAAAGAACGACUUUGAAAAUUUAAAAAGCGUAUUCUCGCACACUCACCAUCAACUUGACGAACCAGCACCCUUUCUUCUCGAAUCGGACAAAUACAUAUUCCCAGGACAGAACAAGAAGCAACUAAAGACACAGCAACUACUGUCUCAGCAACAAAAAUUGAAACUUCUGGAGCAGAAACAGCUAGCGGAGCAGCAACAAUACCAAGCACUUCAACGACAAAUCUAUGCCCAACAGCAGCAGCUGCAGCAGCAACGACAAAAAAAUCGCCAACAGCAGAAAUUAGACUUGGAGAGGUUGAGGAAUGAUCAGGGACAACUGAGGAACGAUCAGGAAGACCAACUUAUUUUGAAUGUUAAAGAUAGCGGUAGUGAAAGUUUAUUAGAAGAAUACCGAAAUUCAUUGAGAGAUUUGCGCCUUGGCGACGAGAAAAAAUUUUUUCCCGAAGUUAAAUCACCCGUUUUGAAGGGAAAUGAAGAAAACGUCAACAUGAAAUCCUCAGCUAAAGAAAAAAGAAAUUACGUGAUUGAGCAAGAGGAUGACGACGACUGGCUCUUCACAAACGCCAGCCAGGAAGAACAAAAUUUAGCCGCGGGAAGAACGGAAGAUGGGCAAGAUAAGAGGCAGGAUUUGGAUCAGAUCUGGGCUAGAGAUGCUCCAUUCCCAGAGAAACCGGGAUACGACUACAAACACCAUACCUACCCAAACGAACAGAUCGGAUUAAUUGUGAAGAGAAGAAAGAGAGAUGCGAGAGACCUCAGCGAUCAGAAUGAAGAGGACUUGAGUGAACUUUCAAGGGUCCGCAGGGGCCCAAAACGUUUUGGAAGGAAAGGUAGAAAAGGAAAUAAAGGUCGAGGUCGUAGGCAGAAGGGCAGACGUCCUAGAAGACAUCCUCAAAGACGUCGAAAGAGUAAAGGACGAGGAAGAGGAGGAGGAGGAGGAAAAAGAAGAGGCGGAAAACGAGGCAAAAGACCACGCGUGCAGGGCAGAUACAGAAGAGAUGUUGAGCCGGACAAUAAUGAAAAAGAUUCCACGCAUUCAACUUUGUUUUAUUCGACAUCAGCUUCGCCAGUUACUGAUCGUUUGGCGGAGAAACUUCAGGAUGACAUGCAAUUCAUCUACCUCUCCAAUGUCCGACUGGACGUUAUUCUCGAUAGGUGGUCGAAAAUUUUGAAAAAAUAUCAAGCAGUCACUGACGAUAUAAAAAACAGUAUCGAAGUUAAAAAAUCAAAAGAGGAAACAAACACUAACAUCAACAACAUCAACAACAACGUCAACAACAACAACAUCAACAAUUACAACAACGUCGUUAACAACAUUUUGAAUAAUUUAAGAAACAAUCCAAUCAAGAAUGUGACGGCAUUGAGGUUGAAGAAUGAAGAAUACUUGGAAACGAUGCUGGACCUGAUAGAAGAGGCUGACUCAGAACUUCUCGAACAACAAAAACUCAUUCAGAGCUGGGGCCAGCAGGUAGGUGUAACCGAUCCGGAUGCCAACUACGAUGACGACGACGACGAGAACGAUGGCGACGCCGAAAACAAGAAAAAAACUUUAAACAACGACAAACAUCUCAGCAAGAGAAGUGCAUUUCAGAGCGGCAAAGAUGACUCCAGCGAAUCAGAAGAUAAGGAUGAAGAGCAGGAUGGUGAGAAAGAUGGUGAGGAAGAUUUCACGCAUUACAGAUCGAAGAGAUCGCAUCCAUUCUUCGACUGGUUAGCAUCAGCCUACAAAUACGAAACUACGGCAUCAAGCGGUAAAAAAGUUGUUGACGGACAGGAAGACUACCACAGAAAAAUGUUCACUGACGUACGAAAAAGAACAUCCGCUGUGUCGACAUCGUCAAGAACGUUCACAGCCACCCCAAAAAGUGACCACCCUGACAGCGGCAGCAGCAGCAGCAGCAGCAGUGACCACUCGCCAACAAAUCCACCAACGGCAAACGAGAAAAUGGGCAGCAAAGACAUAAAAAUAAUGUACCGCAACCAGGGCGAUAAUAUCGACAAGGAGGUGAUUCUGGUUAGAAGGGGUAAUAAUAGAUGGGUGGAAAUGAGGAGUGGGGCGUCAGAUUUCAGUGGCGGCCUUUUGUUGAAAGAUGACGACGAUGGGGAGGACGACGACGACGAGGAUGGUGAUAACAAUGACGACGGCAAAAUAAAUUUUGGUAAAAAUGGUGGUGGAAGUGGUGAUGGAAUGGAUGUUGGUGAGAGAAUGAAUUACACCAGCGGUCAGAUUAAAGACGCUAAGCCGCAGUGA
Messenger RNA from Helobdella robusta, 4116 nucleotides. RefSeq lists its product as hypothetical. The coding region runs from base 1 to 4116 and encodes 1371 amino acids. The record is from RefSeq and is a predicted model, not a curated record. Lineage: Eukaryota; Metazoa; Annelida; Clitellata; Rhynchobdellida; Glossiphoniidae. Gene Ontology annotation, molecular function: chromatin DNA binding; transcription coactivator activity. The transcript has 4 exons.